Messenger RNA from Canis lupus familiaris (dog), 2498 nucleotides. It is a transcript of the gene HMGN1, whose product is annotated as high mobility group nucleosome binding domain 1. The record is from RefSeq and is a predicted model, not a curated record. The coding region runs from base 111 to 389 and encodes 92 amino acids. The transcript has 6 exons. Gene Ontology annotation, biological process: chromatin organization. Gene Ontology annotation, molecular function: nucleosomal DNA binding. NCBI's taxonomy places the organism in Eukaryota, Metazoa, Chordata, Mammalia, Carnivora, Canidae. Gene Ontology annotation, cellular component: nucleus; chromatin.
CAGCUCGGGCGGCGGGAGGAGCGUCAGCGGCCCAGGCAGCCCAGCUUCGCGGAGGCUCUCGGCGCGCGGCGGCCCGCAGGCACCCGGCACGCGCCCGCCCCGCCGCCACGAUGCCCAAGAGGAAGGUCAGCUCGGCCGAGGGCGCGGCCAAGGAGGAGCCCAAGAGGAGGUCGGCGAGGUUGUCCGCUAAACCUGCUCCCGCAAAAGUGGAAACGAAGCCAAAAAAGGCGGCGGGAAAGGAUAAAUCUUCAGACAAAAAAGUGCAAACAAAGGGGAAAAGGGGAGCAAAGGGAAAACAGGCUGAAGUGGCUAACCAAGAAACGAAAGAAGACUUACCUGCAGAAAACGGAGAAACCAAGAACGAGGAGGUCAGAAAGUCCAGCCUCUGAUGAAGCAGGAGAGAAAGAAGCCAAGUCUGAUUAAUACCAUAUACCAUGUCUUAUCAGUGGUCCCUGUCUCCCUUCUUGUACAAUCCAGAGGAAUAUUUUUAUCAACUAUUUUGUAAAUGCAAGUUUUUUAGUAGCUCUAGAAACAUUUUUAAGAAGGAGGGAAUCCCACCUCAUCCCAUUUUUUAAGUGUAAAUGCUUUUUUUAAGAGGUGAAAUCAUUUGCUGGUUGUUUAUUUUUUGGUACAACCAGAAAAUAGUGGGAUAUUGAAUGUGGGAGGCUUUGAUUGUCUUGGGUGUCAGCUCAACAUUCCAUAGACGGGGUAGUUUUUAUAUCCUAUAAUACCAAGCAUACUAAAUGGCAAUUUGGAGUCAGUCGUGCAUUUAAUAUGUCUUGAACAUUUUAAAUUUCUUCUAUUCCCAUGUUGUUUUUGGUAGAAUUGUUUCCUAAAGAAAACCACUCCUAGAUCUUGGCUCUCCUUGUCAGAAUUCUUGUGCACUCUGUAACAUCUUGGUUGUGGUAGUCCAGUUUUUCUAGUAACUGUUAAUGUGCUGUGCAAGACUGAAAAUUUGAAUAUGUAGUGUAUAUGAUAUUAAAUUGUGAAUUAAUGGGACUUAACAAAGUAACAGUGUAUCAGCAUUUGAAGAUAUUGGUACCUGAUAUACUGUUAAGGAAAAUUUGCCUCCAAAUUUUAAGCUGGAAGGUCACUGGAAUAAUUUUUAGAAAAGGAUCACAACUACAUGAUUUUUUAGAUUUUCGGUACGUACGUUAAGAAUUGUGUACAAAUUGAAAUGUCUGUACUGAUCCUCAGAAGAACCAAUAAAAAAUUAUGAAAGAAUUUCUUGAAGCACAUAAAUUAGGUUCUGGCUUAAAUUUUAUUGAAAGAAUUACACGCUUGUUCUUCCAAAGUGUUCUUAAAAUUUGAAAGUGGAAUAUUUAGUUUUUUUGUAAUACUUGAACAUGUACAAAGUUCUUGGGAGAUGUUUGUGUGCCUGAUUCAGUUUAAUAAUGGGCAAACGGUCCAGCAUCCUGAAGCAAACUAAAUAUGUAAUUAUUUGUGCUUCAUAUUGAGAUAAGUAUUGGAUAAGCUAAAAGUAUAUCUAGUGUGGUUUGUGUUUGCAUAUUUUUGAGAUUUUCAUACAUAUUGCACUUUCGUCAGAGGUGUUAUUGGACACCUGCUAGUGCAUUUUGGGAAAUGCAAACACAGGGCCAGAGAACGCACCAGGCUGAGGUCACCACCUAAUGAGAAACCUUGAAACAGUGUAAACUUCACUAUACUUGUUAUUUUGCCCUGGAAUGAUUGGGGGUGGGGGACACGAAUGCUCUAGAAACAAGUGCUGAGGGAAUCACAGCUCUGCAAAGACGACCACAGGAAUGGCCGUUUUGAGCAGACUUCAAUCGGGAGUGAUGAAGUGUGACACCUUCUGUGAAACCACAGGAUGUUAAUGCAAAGAGGAUGUUGAGAUGAACGGACACCAAAGGAGGGCUGCUGUGGUGACCCUGAGGGAGUGGGAGGGGUCUAGGAGUCACGUUCCCCAGGUUCCCAGUUCUUGGUAUCUAUUGUUCCUCUGGAGGGCCUGGGACAGUGAUAAACAGAUUUGUCGCUAAUUUCUAAGUAUAGGCAGCACGGGUUUGUGGAUACGUAAAUUUAAGCAUUGAACUAAAACCUUUCUUGGUUGUAUGGUUACCUUUUUUUUUUUUUUAAGAUUUUAUUUAUUUAUUCAUAGAGACAGAGGCAGAGACACAGGCAGAGGGAGAAGCAGGCUCCAUGCAGGGAGCCCGACGGUGGGACUCGAUCCCGGGUCUCCAGGAUCACGCCCUGGGCUGCAGGCGGCGCUAAACCGCUACGCCACCAGGGCUGCCCGUGUGGUUACAUUAUACAAUCUUACUGAACCAGAAUUUCUCUAGCCACCUCUCUUGGUAGCAGUUAAAAAUGUCUAAAAACCCAUGACGAAAACCCUAGAAUUUUAAUCCUUUAACCUGUCUGGCACUGUUCACCUGUACCACCCAACCCCCUACCCCUAGGAACAGUUGGUCGUCGUGUACAGUCACAGGGAGAUCUCUGUUGUUCUGAAAUCCUUGCUAAUAAUAAAGAGACUGGUUUUCUAAAAA